Messenger RNA from Mizuhopecten yessoensis (Yesso scallop), 2358 nucleotides. Its product is annotated as LARGE xylosyl- and glucuronyltransferase 1-like. Bases 171 to 2339 code for a protein of 722 amino acids. The record is from RefSeq and is a predicted model, not a curated record. The transcript has 20 exons. Gene Ontology annotation, biological process: protein O-linked glycosylation via mannose. Lineage: Eukaryota; Metazoa; Mollusca; Bivalvia; Pectinida; Pectinidae. Gene Ontology annotation, molecular function: xylosyltransferase activity; glucuronosyltransferase activity.
UUUGUCAACACAGGGGACAAUCACGUUUAUCACCUUAAACUUUUCAGAUGGUCAUGUUGAAAAUCCUGGGACCGACUGAAUAACUAAGUGGACAGCCAGGAUGUCAGUUCCUGUUUUCAUAUAACUGGAUCGAUGCCUGACUUUUACUGGUCAAGGGACAAAAAGCAGGGAUGAUUCGAGUCAAAAGACGGAACCUGAUACUGUUGGUGGUGAUAGGGGCAUUCCCAACUGGCCUCCUGGUCUAUUUAGCCUUCUCCUCAGAUGAUAUAUCACCAUCACAGAUGAAUACACUGGACAUCCAUCAGGUCGAGUCCCGGUUUUCACAGAUGUUACGGGAACUGGACAAGGAAAACAAGGCUGUAAACAAAGAGCUCAGCCAAACCAGGAGUCAGCUGCUGAGCUUACAGAUGAGUUUGGCGGCCCAGAAUGACAGUGGGACUAGUAACACCACUAGAGUACGCUGUAAGAACCCUCAGCCAGAGAUACCCAAGUGUGAGGUUAUCCAUGUUGCUAUCGUUUGUGCGAAGAACAAUGCCACACGACAGGUCGUGACGUUAAUAAAAAGUGUCCUGUUCUAUCGCAAGAAUCCUCUUCACUUCCAUUUCAUCUCGGACAACAUCGCCCAACUCAUCCUGCUGUAUCUGUUUGAGACGUGGGAUGUAGCUGAAGUUGAAGUGAGUUUUUACCCUACCAGCAGUGUUGAGAAUGAUGUGUCCUGGAUACAGAACAAGCACUACUCUGGUGUGUUUGGGUUGAUGAAGCUCACACUUCCUAAAACACUACCUCAAAGUCUACACAAGGUCAUAGUUUUGGAUACAGAUGUAACUUUUGCCACAGAUAUAGCAGAACUUUGGAAAAUAUUCCAGGUUUUAAAAGGCAAAAAGGCUAUAGGUUUGGUAGAGAACCAGAGCGACUGGUACCUAGGGAAGCUAUGGAGGAACCAUCGACCCUGGCCAGCUCUGGGACGUGGGUUCAACACAGGAGUGAUACUGCUUGAUCUACACAUCCUUCGACAGCUGGACUGGACCAAUAUGUGGCGGUCAGUGGCUGAGAAGGAACUCCAGACGAUGCACUACACAUCUCUAGCUGACCAGGACAUAUUCAACACAGUCCUCAAGCAGAACCAGUACCUCUUGUAUCACCUACCCUGUCAGUGGAACGUCCAGCUUAGCGACAACACACGCAGUGAACGGUGUUACAGUGAUAUUUCAGACCUCAAGAUCAUUCAUUGGAACUCACCUAAGAAAUUGAAAGUGAAGAACAAACAUGUGGAAUUUUUCCGUAAUCUAUACCUGACCUUUCAAGAAUAUGAUGCCAAUUUGUUACGGAACAGAUUGUUUGGCUGUGGAACAACUGGUGCAGUGAACCCAAUGCAGGAACAGCUGAACCAGAUCAGUGAAGAUGACGAAUGUUAUGACUUUAGCCGAGAACGGGUCAUUGUCCAUCGCACUCACCUGUACUACAUCGACUAUGAGUAUGAGCCCCUUGAGCAUGAUGUGACUUUGGUCACACAGCUAAGCAUGGACCGACUACAGAUGCUGGAGACUAUCUGUAAACACUGGGAGGGCCCCAUUAGUCUGGCUCUGUACAUCUCUGACGCCGAGGCCCAGCAGUUCCUUAGAUAUGCCCAGGGCUCGGAGAUCCUGAUGAAGAGAAAAAACAUUGGCUACCAUGUGGUGUUCAGGGAUGGGCAAUACUACCCUGUUAACUACCUGCGGAAUGUGGCCCUGAAGCAGGUGCGCACACCCUAUGUGUUCCUAUCGGACAUUGACUUCCUUCCUGUACACAACCUAUAUGAAAACCUGAAGAGGACAGCUGCAACAAUGGAUUUGGCAAACACUAAAAAGGCAUUGAUAGUUCCUGCUUUUGAGACACCUCGAUACAGAAUCGACUUCCCGAAGUCCAAGGCGGAACUCUUGUCUAGUCUUGACAUGGGUGACCUAUAUACAUUCAGGUUUCAUGUGUGGCCUAAAGGUCACUUCCCUACCAAUUAUGCCAAAUGGAGAACAGCAACAACACCCUAUACGGUUAGCUGGGAGGCCGACUUUGAGCCCUAUAUAGUGGUCGGUAAGGAUGUACCUAUGUUUGACCAGAGAUUUGUCGGGUUUGGAUGGAACAAAGUUUCCCACACCAUGGAGCUGGACCUGCUAGGGUACGAGUUUGUUGUGCUGCCCAAUGCCUUCAUCAUACACAUGCCCCAUGCCCCAAGUUUUGACAUUGCCAAAUUUAGGUCCAGCUCUUUAUACAGACAUUGUCUGAAGGUCCUGAAGAGAGAGUUUCACAGAGAUUUGUCACGCAAGCAUGGCCUUAAGGCCCUGAAAUACCUAACAGCAGACUGAAGACACGAGUCAACAAGUC